Durotheca rogersii is the source of this 4795-nucleotide messenger RNA. RefSeq lists its product as uncharacterized. The record is from RefSeq and is a predicted model, not a curated record. The coding region runs from base 63 to 4697 and encodes 1544 amino acids. The transcript is spliced from 6 exons. Lineage: Eukaryota; Fungi; Ascomycota; Sordariomycetes; Xylariales; Xylariaceae.
AUUGAGCUUGCCCUCCACUUGAACACUCGUUGGUUCACCUCCGCUGAGUAGGACCUUCACCUAUGGCCAAUGACAGACUCCCGGCAGAGGUCAACAAGGAAUUCGAAAAACUUAAUAAACGGGGGAGCGACCUGCCCGUCAAUGGGGGAAUGAAAUCUCAACGGGACCCCCAUCCCGACACGGAACCCCCCCUCAAUCCCUAUAGGUCUUGGGACGAUGCACCGAACCAGGAGACCUAUUCCUCGUUCGGCGAUAAUGGCACAAUAGCAAGUGUUAACAUGUAUGGGGACAUUAUGCAGUUUAGCACAUACCUCGGCAUAGGAUGUUCUGGUUUGUUCUCGGCAGACCACGGAAAGAUACCAAGCCCCUAUUAUGUGGGCCUAAACGACGCAGACGAAUCUGAGCGGUGCUAUGGACUCCAAUUCCCAGAUUUGGAUCUCAGGAAACGUCCUAAGCUGACAUACCUAUACUAUCGCUGGCCGAGAUACGAGUAUAAAACCGAGGAAAUCGAGCUCGCCAUUCAGUGGAUGGUGCACAACGGCAUAGUUUUGCAACAAUGCGUCCUAACUAACCCGAAGGAAGCUGAGGUGGAAGUCAAGUUUCGCUUUCGAGCCAAGAAAGAAUGCAUGUACAUUCGGGAUUCAAACUAUCUCGAUUGGAGUUUGUUUAAUUCUGAAUAUGUAGGCUAUUGGGAGUCAGAACCACGUACACAUGGCUCCUCUUGGGUGCUACAUCACAAACUCGACAAGCCUGAAGUUGAAGCAGGUGCACAGAACGCGGAACCGACAGUGGCCGUUGCGGUUGUUGUUUCCGUAUUCCGUGACGGUAACGCAUUGAAAUGGCCACCUGAACACAAUCCAGACUGGGAAGCGAAGGUAGGAGGGAAGGAAUCUGACAGGAACACCAUUGAAAUCGUUACCGCAUACCGUAUGAUAUCCGUUCCAGAGUCGGGGUAUAGCUGGAAAGAUGGUUUAAUCCCAGCGGGAUCAGUCGAUGUGAACCAGCUUAUACAAGACACUCAAUUUUCCGACCUUUGCAUUGCAGAGGCUUCCAAAAGGCCUGUCACCGAUCCUGUAGGGGUACCGUCAAUUACAUCAUCACCUAUGGAUCAUAUCGAGUUUGCGAUUCGACGACAUCUUGAGCAUGUAUUAUCUGUGUGUUCCAUCCCCUUAUCGACGGCACCAGUGCAGGGCAAGAACCUUACGUAUCCGACGGCCUUGACAUGCGGAGAUAUGUCAGGUCACCGUGUCUGUACUCCUGCCUCCUUCUUUGCAUUCCGGUUCCUCAUUGAAGUCGCACGUAGAUUACAACGGCUUGAUAGUGAGGAUGAAUACGUGAUGUCUCUAAGAGACAGAAUAUCCAAAGUCUGUGUGGGCCAUAUGAAGUGGCUAGAAACGGCAGAAAAGAAACCCGGGUAUUUCACCGCUAACUAUUGGGUUACUGGGAAACAUAUGCACCGUAGUGAAUAUUCGUGGCAGCCGGAUGAUUUCUUUACGAAUUCGGCGUUCCAACUCCUGAAGGUGGGAGAAUGGGCAGAUUUCUACCGCAACGAUCCGGAUUUGGCUCUCACCGUUUCGAAUCUCAAGGAGAGGGUCAUUCAAAAUGUCGGCAACCGAUGGUUCGAUUACUUGAAACAGUUGGAUAAACAUGCGUGUUACGCCUGGCCCCACGACCAACAAGAAGGCACUAAUGUGUUCCGAUUAGACGACAACAUAUGGGUUUGGAGGGCUCUCAAGACCAUAGAAGAUUAUGACUCAUGGUCAAAAGGAGAUGAGAGAAAGAAGAAAUCGAAGCGUCCAGGGGGUAUUCAACAGGAUAUACUUCGACGAUUCACAACUGAGAAUGAAACCUUGAAGAAGCGAAUGCUCGCUGUUACUCGUUCCUCUAGGGAGACCCGGUUCUUGUUACACUCGCGGGAUACAGCACUGUUCUAUGGCCAAGACGGCAAAUAUGACUGGAUUUCGACUCCAGAUCAAGAAGCUUUAUGGGACAACACGCUCAAAUCACAAGGGCUAUAUGAAUUCAACCAGGAUAUGUCCUGGGGCAAUAUACUUCGAUACGCCUUAGGUAUCAUGAUGGGUUUACGGGGAGUGAGCAUCAACAAGAAACCUGCCCCUGAUGUGAUAAGGUCCUGCCUCCAGGUCAUCUUCCGAAGUAUGAGUUUGAGCGGGUUUUGCCCCGGGAUUCUGGAUGAUAAUACGCAAGAACCGGAGAUUUAUACCAGGAAAGAAGAUCGAGAUUACUUCUUCCAUGCUAAUUUCGAAGUCCUGUUCAUCCUCCUCUUUGAUGCCGUUUCCAUCGCCGAAGCACACAAGGCAAAGCCGGCAUCCUCAACUGCUAACACUGGGAGCCCAAAAACAGAAAGACAAGGAGGCCGCCUAAACGGACUUCCGGAGGGAUCUGAUACCCAGCCAAAACGCCAGAAAGUAUUAGAUGAGGGCACAGCUCAAAACUCCGUCUUCAUGAAAAAGACAAUCCCUUUUGGUCGCCUUUUGGAUUGGAGCAAUAUCAUUGAGAUGGAAGAGGAAUGGUUAUAUAACUAUCCAUCCUUCCUGAUGAAUGAUGGAAAAACAAAGGAUGACAUAUAUGCAAUUAUAAAAGGCCAAACUGGAGGGUACACAGAUGCCGAUAUCAACAGACAUAUUGUGGCGAAAGAAGCCAACUAUGUUAUACAGAAUCUUAAUCAAGAUCGGGAUUGGACUGCGAACAACCUGGUCCGGAGAUCACAAGGGGUCGACGUUCAGGGGUCGGAGGGACCCAGAAGAGAGAACCAAAUCGAGAGCUCUUUCAGCCCUUUCGCUACUUUCACCAACCAAGGUCUAUUAGAGAAGCUCUGCGAACCUCGAAAUGCGAAGAGUGCGAAGAAGCGCCUCAUUUGGCUUCAGAUGGCUGACCCCCAGACGGCAUUGAUAUGCACAAUUGGCAGCACGGAGGCAGAACAGCAUGCAAUAUCUCUUUUUUUCCAUCGGCAUCACAAUCACGUGCAAUACUUUUUUGACGACCCAACAAUUAUAACGAAUAUGUGGGAAACAGAACUCCACCUGAGCUUCUAUUUCCUAGCAGAGCAGGAGGGAGAUUCUCUUACUAGUAUACGACACCUAAAUGAAACUGUCUUCCCAAGUGGAGAGAAGAAAAUCAAGAAGACCUCUAUGGGAUUUCGGUUCACUGGAGAUUUCUUCGAUCGCUACUGGACCUGUCAUUUCAUAGAAGACCGAGACAGUUGGGAAUGGAUUCCUCCCUUCCCAUGCAGCGAACGUGAACCAGGCUGGAGACAAAGAAAAAUUCUCGAACUCUACUGGUUUGAACAUAUACUGAAUACAGCAAUCCAACGCACGCAAGAGAUUCUCACUGAAAUCACAACAGGGCUUGAAGUGCGGCAGGAGCAAAAUGCGUUUCCAUUUGCUACUUGGAGCAGUGGAGAUUAUUUCUACUUCGGCGCACAAUGGCAGAGGUACGAGAGUAUUUUGAGAAUUGUCUAUGAAGAGUUAGAAGGUGUGGAGUCAGAGGUGUUGAAGUGGGAAGCUCGUGAGAAGGACCGUGGAAACGAAAAGCCCCGGUGGACUCGGAACGACGAGCGUCGGUACGGAGGGAUCCUCAAGAAGUGUCAACGCUCGACAAGCCAGAAAAUUAGGGAUCUACGUACUCUCCACGCUAAAGUCAAGUCACAGAAGGAAACUCUGGAAAAGGGAGGAAGUCGAAUACGGGACGACUUGUCGCUUCGUGGGUCGGAGAACAUUCGAUUUUUUACCUAUGUUACGGUGGUCUUCCUACCCCUUGGCUUCGCUUCGAGCAUCUUGAGCAUGAACGCGGUUCCGGCACCAGACCUAGUCAAAAGUCUGGUAAUAUAUGCCGUCACUGCAUUUUCCAUCACGGUCUCUAUCCUAUUCAACGCAAAGACACUGGCGGGCGUUGUGCGGAGUGUGGUGGAUCUCGUCCAACGGUAUUCGGAAUCGAAAAUGAGACAAAGUGUGCUUAUCGUAGGAGCCAAGAAGGAGUCGAAAGACGACGAGGAAACCCAACCCCAACCAAGAAAUUCGUCACCUAUUAGACACCGAGGCGUCUAUGCGAAGUACUACGACAAGGGCCUCGGAAUUGUCCGUCUCUCAAGAUUCUGGUUCCUUGUGGUAUAUGUUGUUCUCGAGCUGCCAGCUCGGAGAGUGGACAUUGCUUGCGGUGUUUUAAGUCGAGGCACCUUUUCGUUGCCCGAAUGUAGAAACCUGGUCCUAGGAGUGUUUUGUUUCCCCCUUUUCGCCCUUGCUUGGCUAGCUCUACUAGCCGUUUACAAUGCAAUGGACGUGAUCAGGCUUGUAUUUGACCUGGGUGGAUGGCUUAUUUCAGCCCUAUCAAAUGACGAAGCGGGAGGGAAGAGCUACAUGAGGUGGCUUAUACUACCCUUCGGGGGUUUACGGCCAAUGAAAAAUCUCGGUUCGCAAUUGAAGGAAAAAUGGGAAUCGAAAAAGACAAAGAACGACGAGCCGAAAGAGAACAACGAGCCGAAAGAGAACAACGGAGUCGAGAAUACCGGCGCCGGCGCAAGCCAUAGCCUCUCGUCGAUCCCCCCUGCGGAGCUCAAUACUGCCCGUUACGACCCACUGAUACGCGCAGUCACUUUACCUGCCGAUAUAAAUGGGACACAUCGACCUGGAUCGGCUGCCACUAGAGGAUCAAAACCCGUACUCAUUCGGGCACUGACUUGAGCUUGAAUUAAAACUCAACUAGGAUAAGUCGAAACCAAGCCGAGGCCAGCGGUCGAAACUAAGAGUUGCAGCUUCUCCUGCACAGGUGGAAAGUAGAG